UUUCAUUCAGUGCCGUGUCUGACCUCUGAAUAAUCACUAUAUACACACACAUGUAUUUAUAUCUACGCAUAUCUGCAUUAUUUUUGAUACGCAAACUAAAUUCGCUGCUGCGUUUGGGCGCCGUCUUUCCGUUUACGAAUUUGGCCAAGUAGCGUUUGAUUUCACGUUUCGUGAUUUUGCAUCUGAGCAAGUUUUUGAGCUCGAUUCGGCUGCGUUAAAAAUGAGAAGAAGCGCGAAUGGACCCGACGCGAUGGAGACGAUUAACGCCGCCGCCUCGGCGAUCGUAUUUGGGGAGGCGCGCGGCCAUCAUACUUCUACUCAGUCCUAGUGGGAAGGGCGAAUUGUGCAGGGGAAUUCCUACUGACGUGGCAGUGAGAUGGGAAGUCCUACUGACGUGGCAGGAGGUAUUUUUGGGAAGUCCUAAUGGAUGUCCGAGUGGGACGGACAACCACUGGAGAUGCUCUUAUUCCUGCUUGCGGCUCCCAGUCCUUCAUUUAGCAUACAUCUCGCUCUAGUGACCUAGUCUUGUACUCUUGUUAAAGGAUUUUCUGAGAGAUAUUUGCAAAAUAAAUUUCAUGUUGCGACUAUUGGUUUGUCAGAUUGUGCUUUAAAUUUGAUGAGUCAUUUUAUCAGCAUUUCAAUCUCUUUGCUAUGUUUGAGGUGUAACAUUCAAUCAGUAUCAUUGAUUAAGAUUCCCCGAUAAAAAAAGAUUGGACAGAUCUUUCGAUAACUUGAUCUUUUUAGCUAGUGACUGAUAUGCGUUGAGCUUCAAAUGCAUUAUAUUUAUUAUGAACUCCAACUUUUUUCUUCCUUUCCAACACUUCUUAGUUGAUGCCAACAAAAGAAGGUGGGGAAGCUUCUGGAGUCUUUACUGGUGUUUUGGGUCGCCCAAGAAUAAGCGAAUCGGGCAUGCCUUUCUUGUUCCUGAAAGUAGUGCCUCAGGGGCUGAUUCCACCAGAGCUGAACAUUCAUCCCAACCGCCUUCUAUAGUAUUUCCUUUUGUCGCGCCUCCUUCGUCUCCUGCAUCUUUCCUUCCUUCAGAAACUCCGUCUUCUACUCAGUCAGCGAGUGGCAUAUUAUCAAUGACAUCUGUAUCAGUAAACAUGUAUUCUCCCGGUCCUGCCUCUAUGUUUGCAAUCGGACCUUAUGCUCACGAGACCCAGUUAGUUUCUCCUCCAGUCUUUUCUACAUUCACCACAGAGCCAUCUACUGCCCCCUACACGCCUCCCCCUGAGUCUGUCCACCUGACCACACCAUCCUCUCCUGAGGUGCCGUUUGCGAGACUUCUUGAACCCAACCUCCAGAAUGGUCAGAGAUACCCUUUUUCGCAGUAUGAAUUUCAGUCUUAUCAGCUUCAACCCGGCAGUCCAGUCAGCCAUCUGAUCUCACCAAGCUCGGGCAUCUCCGGUUCAGGCACAUCGUCACCUUUCCUCGACCGUGAAUUUGCAGCUGGUGGUCAUCCCUUUUUCCUCGAGUUCAAAGCUGGUAACCCUCCUAAGCUUCUGGAACUCGAGAAGAUUGUCCUUCGUGAAUGGGAGUCUCGUCAAGCAUCUGGUGCAGUAACUCCAGAUGCUGUGGGGCCCAUACCACGGGACAACCGCCUACUGAACCGUCAAGAUUCAGAUGUCUCUCCAGUUUCAGAUAGCGGAAAUAGAUUGCCAAACGAGGAGAGUGCAGUGAGUCACAGGGUUUCAUUCGAGAUAACAGAUGAGGAAGUGAUAAGAUGCGUGGAAAAGAAGCCCCAGUCGAAUUCAAGCUCACAACACAUGAGCGGGUGGUUAGAAAAGGCAAACGCAGGAGAAAGCUCGAGAAGGGGAGGGGAGGCAGAGGAGGGGGAGACGGAAGGAGGGCAUCAGAAGAAGCAAACGAUCACUCUAGGAUUGAGCAAGGAGUUCAACUUUGAGAACAUGGAUGAAGCGAGCAUGGGGUCGUCAGAGUGGUUUGUUGGGGAGGAGGGAGGAGGACACAACGAGAAGUGGUCGUUCUUCCCGAUGAUGCAGACGGGGGUGAGCUAGGUAGCAACAUCGACAUUGAAACAAUGGUACGCUAGAACUGACUCAAUUUAUACACAACACUGUUUUUUGACCACCAAGAUAUAGCAAUGGCAGAUAGAGGGGGUUAUUCAUAGAGUCGGGCCAGUGUGUCUCUUGGUCUCGAUACAUUUUCUUGUAUAUGUAAUAUAAAUAAUCAUAAAAAUGAAUAGCUUUGUUUCUUUGCUUUAAAUUAGGAUCGAUAUAUGCCGUUGGUCGGUUUGAAUUUCAAACUGAAAACUAAACUUUGCUACCAAGUAGCUCGGUUUUUUUCGGGCCGAUCUCAUUACUGUCGAUCUCUUUCAUGUUUAUCUCUUA
Molecule: messenger RNA, 2348 nt
Organism: Salvia splendens (bonfire salvia)
Lineage: Eukaryota; Viridiplantae; Streptophyta; Magnoliopsida; Lamiales; Lamiaceae
Exons: 3
Coding region: 789-2015 (408 amino acids)
Source: RefSeq, a predicted model, not a curated record